This is a messenger RNA of Frankliniella occidentalis (western flower thrips), 6800 nucleotides long. Its product is annotated as fatty acid synthase-like. The record is from RefSeq and is a predicted model, not a curated record. The transcript is spliced from 23 exons. Gene Ontology annotation, biological process: fatty acid biosynthetic process. Gene Ontology annotation, molecular function: fatty acid synthase activity; oxidoreductase activity. NCBI's taxonomy places the organism in Eukaryota, Metazoa, Arthropoda, Insecta, Thysanoptera, Thripidae. The coding region runs from base 233 to 6649 and encodes 2138 amino acids.
GCUAGGCGCUUCCUCGUUUGGGUAGUCGUAGAGCAACCAGAGGGGAGGCUUGUGAUCAGUCCCGAGGUGCGCCGCCGGCCAGCAGCACACCGACCAGCACACCCGACCAACGACCAGAGGCACGACGAUCCGCAUCGCCAGCAAAGGCACCAGCAAAAGCACCAGCAAAAGCACCAGCAAACGCACCAGUACCAGCAAAGGCACCAGCAAACGCACCAGCACCACCGCCGGCAUGGACGACAGCGUGGUCAUCUCGGGGGUGGGCGGCCACUACCCGGAGUGCGACAACCUGCAGGAGUUCCGCGACGCGCUCAUGAGCGGCGCCGACGUCAUCACGGACAGCCACGAGAGGUGGAAGCCCGGUCGCCUCGGCCUUGUGGGCAAGACGGGCAAGGUGUCCGGCAUCGACAAGUUCGACGCCACGUUCUUCGGCAUGCACCGCAAGCUCACGGAUGCGACCGACCCUCUGUCCAGGGUCCUCAUGGAGCGUGCGUUCGAGGCCAUCAUAGACGCUGGAAUCAAUCCCUCCAGCAUCCGAGGCUCCCGCACAGCGGUGUUCAUGGCCUCGGCGAUCAGCGAGUCGGAGAACAUUUUCAUCCAGACGACGGCCGAGAACGGCUUCGGGAUCAUGGGCCACAACCGGUCCAUGAUGGCCAACCGGAUCUCGUUUUUCUUCGACUUCCGAGGUCCGAGCUACGCGCUCGACACCGGCUUCUGCAGCGGCCUGUCCGCGCUGGAGCUGGGCAAGAGGGCCAUCGACAGCGGGGAGGUGGACUACGCACUCGUUGGCACGGCCACCCUGUCCUUCCAGCCGGAGGUCACCCAGCACUUCCACGAUCUGCACAUGGUCUGCGAGGACGGCGUGACGAAACCUUUCCACAAGGACGCUAACGGCUGGGUGCGCUCCGAGGCCGCCAUCUGUAUGCUGCUGCAGCGGAAGAGUACAGCCCGCCGAAUCUACGCCUCUGUGGAGCAUGCCAAGGUCAAGAAGUUCGGCAAGGACCACCAUGCGCCGCUGCUCACUUUGGACAAGCGCCGAUUCGUGCAGCACCUAUACGAGUUCUACGAGGAACUGGAGGAGAAGACAGGCAUCGUCCCGAGUGACAUCGGCUACUUGGAGGCGCAGAGCGGGGGCCUGAAGGUGUACGACGAGCUGGAGGUGUCCGCCGUGGACCAGGCCAUCUGCUCUCGUCGCACCACGCCCCUGCUCAUUGGCAGCGUUAUGGGGCAGAUGGGACACGGUGAGGCGACCUCGGGACUCAUUGGGCUCAGCAAGAUACUGGUCGCCAUGGAGUCCGGCGUCAUCCCAGCCACGAUGCACGUGGACAACAACAACAUCAACCCGAACCUGCGCGCCAUCCUCGAGGGUCGCCUGCAGGUUGUCACGGAGCACACCCCUUGCGACAACGCGCUCUUCGCCAUCAACAACUUCGGCUUAGCUAACCAGUUCGGGCACGCCGUGCUGCGCGCUAACCCCAAGGCCAAAAAGUUAGAAUCGUUCAAGCCUACGGAGAUCAUCAACGUGGGACACGCCGAGGUGCGCAAAGAUGGCGGCCUCCUCCCCUUAAAGCCCAUCCCAAAAAUGGUGUUCGUGUCUGCGAGGAACGAGGAGCGGCUUGCUGGAGCUCUGGAGAAGCUAAAAGCGAUCAAGGAGGACGACCCCGAGUACGCGCGCCUGAUGCACGAGGUGUACUCGUCGCACCUCCACGGGCACCUCCAGCGCGCCUACACCUUCAUACCGGCCGGCGAGGGCGACGACGCGUUGCCCUCCAGAAACGCUCCGCACGGCGGAGCCCAGCGCCCCGUGUGGUUCGUGUACUCCGGCAUGGGCAGCCAGUGGCCGGGGAUGGCGCGCCACCUGCUCCGCGUGCCCGUCUUCCGCAGGGCCGUGCAGCGCUGCCACGACGCCCUGGUGCCUCACGGCGUCGACCUGCUCCACAUCAUCACCUCCGAGGACCCCGCCAUCUACGACAACAUCUUGCACUCGUUCGUGGGCAUCGCGGCGGUGCAGGUGGGGCUCACGGACGUGCUCACGGCGCUGGGCAUCCACCCCGACGGCAUCAUCGGGCACUCGGUGGGCGAGCUGGGCUGCGGAUACGCCGACGGCUGCUUCACCGCGGAGCAGAUGAUGCUGGCAGCGCACGCUCGCGGCAGGGCGUCCAUCGAGACCACGCUCGUCAAGGGGAUGAUGGCGGCUGUGGGGCUCGGCUACGAGGAGGUGAAGGACAUGCUGCCCCCCACCAUCGAGGUGGCGUGUCACAACUCCAAGACCAGCAGUACCAUCUCCGGCCCGGCUGAGGACGUGCAGCACUUCGUGGCGACACUCAAGGACAAGGGCGUGUUCGCCAAGGCCGUCAAUGUGUCCAACAUAGCGUACCACUCGCAGUACAUCGCGCCCGCAGGACCCAAGCUGUUGUCCCUACUGAAAGACGUCCUGCCCGAGCCCAAGCCUCGCUCCGAGCGCUGGGUGUCCACGAGCGUCCUGGAGGAGCGCUGGGGCGAACCGCUGGCGCAGACCUCGUCAGCCGAAUACCACACCAACAACCUCUUGAGCCCCGUGUUCUUCGAGGAAAGCUCGCGUAAGAUCCCCAAGGAUGCCAUCGCCAUUGAAAUUGCACCUCAUGGGUUGCUCCAGGCCAUCCUCCGACGCUCUCUCGACCAGCUCGCCACCAACGUGCCUCUCACAAAGAAAGACGCUACGGACGGGGCCUUGUUCCUACUCGAGGCCAUUGGCAAACUGUACCUGGCCGGGCUAAACCCGCAGAUCCAGAACCUGUACGACCCCGUGGAAUUCCCCGUGUCGAGAGGCACGGCCCCGCUCAGCCCGCUGGUGGGCUGGGACCACACGGAGACGUGGUACACCGGCCGCUAUUCCCAGCAGGAUGACUUCGUUCCCGGAGAGAAGCACUUCUUCCUCCGUUCCCUGGACCCCGCCUACGCGCCGUACCGAGAUUGCAUCUGGCAGGGCCGUAGCAUCAUCACGCCUGCCGUCUGCCUGGAAAAUGUGGCCAGCGUAAUCAACCUUAUUAACGACGAUGACGUCCCGGUCGUGUUUGAGGACGUCCAGUUCUGCCACAUCAUGGACAUGCCCGUUAUCGAGGAGGCGUACGUGUACAUCAUGUACCAGCGCGGCAGCGGACACUUCGAGGUGUCGCUGGACUUGAAGGUACUAGUGCGGGGCCGUGCCUAUACGCCAUGGGACGGCGCUAAAGGCAUCAAAAAGAUGUGGGCAAGGCUACCCGCUAGCCAGGACGAAGGACACACCCUCUCCUCCCAGGACGACGUGUACGACGAGUUGCGUCGCCGCGGUGUGUACGUCGACGGCAAGCUCAAGGCAAUUAAGAAUGUUGUCGCAUCGCAUUCUGACGUCCUGGGUCGCGUGGUGAACAUCAACAACCGCAUGCUGCAGUUGGACGCACUGCUGCAAGUGUACACGCUGCUGGACUCGGAGACGCGCUCCGAGCUGCGGGUGCCGCACCGCGUGCGGAGGAUCAUCCUGGACUCGGACCGCACGCUCCUGCACGAGGACGGGCCCGAGGGCGAGCAGGAGGAGGAGGAGCAGCCCACCGAGACUAAGGUCCGGAAGGACAUAGACAGGCCGCUCCUCCAGGACCUCGUGUUCCGCCUGCACCGCGCCACCUCAACGCUCCGCUGCGCCAACAUGGAGAUCUCGGGCGUCGAGACUAGGCCAUUCCCCUCCCAGGACGGGCACCGCCACCUCGCCGUCGACCUGGAGCAGCUCGUGAUCCACGGCGAUCAUCCAGCCGCUAUGCAGAAUUCCCAGGAGAUGCUUGCCGCGGCUGUACAGCUCGCCACCCAGCAGGCUGCUCUGCAACCGCUGAGCCGCAAGAGUACCGAGACCGUGGUGGGGCUCUUGCAGGGGACGAGCGCUGCUCUGGAGCAGCAGCUGCAGUCAAUCGCGCAGCGUUCGGGCGGGGUGCUGGUGCGCCGCUUGGCCGCGCAGGAGGCCGUCGACUGCGACCUCCUGGUGGGCGUAGACGCGCACGCCGCCGCGCCCCUUCUGGCCCCGCACGCCGUCUUGCUGGCCGAGCUGCCCACAGAGCAGCCAAUCCCAGCUGUGCCCGAGGUGACCGUGCUACUGCAGCAGGCCUUCGGUGCGCGUCGCCUGGUGUUGUUCAAAAAGCCGCAGGCCGUGCUGCACUCUCCGCACCAGGUGGUGGAGGUCGACAGCGCCUCGCAGGUGGCAGUGCUGCAGGUCCCGGCCACGGGCGUCACCUACGUCGUGUGGCACUCCAUGCCCGAGCAAGGCAUCCCCGCCCUGCUCCGGGACGUGGUCCGCUCGCUCCCGGGCGCACACCGCGUCCGAUCUGUGUUCCUGCUGGACGCCACGGCGCCCAAGUUCUCUCCAACGCACCCGUUCUUCACGGGUCAGAUGAAGCUCGGCCUUGCAGUGAACGUGCUGCUGAACGGCGCCUGGGGGAACCUCUACCUCAAGCCCAAGCCGAUCGUGCAGCACGAGGCCGGCCGAAGGGAGCUGCGCGUCAACAGGGUGUCCGACAUUCCAAACAUGAACGUCCAAUACCUCGGCCUGAACGGUUCCAUCAUGGAGCCCACCAAUGUUAAGGUCCGCGAUGGGUACAUCCUGGACAUUAAUUGGCCGCCUAAGGAGGAACAGCCACGGGGGGUGGGUCUGCUGGACUACGCGGGGACCAAGGAGGGCGUCGCCGUCAUGGGUGUCAUGGACACCGAGACCAUGGCCGUGGACAGCCUCCUGCAGUGGGCCGUACCCAAAGGGUGGAGCCUGGAGGACGCCGCCACCGUGCCGUACGCCUACGCCAUGGCGUACACGGCCCUGGUUCACACGGCAAAACUGCUGCCCCGAGAAAGGGUUCUGAUCCACGACGGCUGGUCCGCCAUCGGCCAGGCGGGCAUCGACGUGGCCCUGGCGACCGGCGGCGACGUGUACACGACGUACCGGACCGAGGAGGAGCACGGCCUCAUCCUGCAGCGCUUCCCCCAGCUCCCGCCAGACCACGUUCUGAACCUCCAAGGCGAGCUGUUCGAGCUGGACUUGAGCAAGGCAUUCGAGGACAGCAACUAUAUGCGGCGCGGGUACCGCGUGCUUCUGAGCACCUUGAGUGGCGAGGGACUCUGGGCGUCGCUGCGGAGGAUGGCGAUCAACGCUCGCGUCGUGCAGAUCAACGGUUCGGACAGCAUGACCGGAACUCGCAUGGGAAUGAACUUGUUCAUCAAGAGCGUCUCCUUCUACGCCAUGGACUCCACUGGGCUGUUGCACUUGUCCGACGACGUCCGACGCAGGGUGCACGGUCUAGUGCAGGCCGGGCUGGACAACGGCGUGGUGCGGCCCUUGGACAGGACCGUCUUGCCCAUCUCGCACGUCAAGGAGGCCGUCAGUUAUCUGGACGGGGACUCUACGGCCAAGGCGUGCCUGACGACGCGACGCUUUCAGGUGUCCUCUCGCCAAGACGAGGUGAUCCAGGCUCUUGACGGAGUCCUCCGCGGGCCCGGGCGCGAGUCGGUGCUGCUGGUGGCCGUGGAAAUGUCCUCGCCGAGCAGACGCGUCGCUGCGGCCUGCGCGGCCCGGAGGCGCGCGGGCGGCCGCUCCAGCCUGGUCGCCCUCGGGGUGACCGAGCCCCACCUGCGCGUACUCGCCCUGGACAACGCCUUUGCCGACCCCCAGCCCGUCCUGCACGUCAACCUGGUGCGCGGCGACCUCCACGAGGCCACGCUCAAGGAUCAGCUAGGAGAGCUGCUGCCGCAGUCCCAGGCCGCCCUCGUGGCCCUGGCCAACAGCACGUCCCCGUACACACGCACCGUGCCGUUGCCCUCCUCCUUCGGUGGCCCCAAAGCCAAGUCGCACGAGGUGCCACCUGUCUUCCUGGUAGGUGGCCUCGCGGACUCGCCCGUCGAGCAGAUGAAGCCCCUCGCGAGGCUGCUGAUGGCCAACGCCGUGUUGCUGGUGCCUGGAGCCGAGGACGCCGACGUCCCCUCGAUGGCCGCUAGCAUGGUGAAGGAGAUCCUCGCGCACCAGGCCACCGGCCCGUAUACCGUGGUGGCUCGCGGUUGGGCGGGCUGCGUGGGUCUGGAGAUGGCCCGCCUGCUGGAGCAGAGGGGGGCACGGGUGGCGCUCAUGCUGCUGGACUGCGCGCCCCGGGACCUGCAGGCCGCCGUGCAGGGGCUGGAGCGGGGCGGACAGAGACAUGCUGGUACACUGCAGGCGUGGCUGCUCUGCAGCCUCCUCCACAUGGCUCCCUCGACCUACGACGUGAUCGAGGCGCUGCCGUCCUGGCCUGCCCGUCUAGAACACGCCCUCGAUGUGACGAUGGGAUCCUCGCCACAGCGCGCCGCGGUCGCCAAGGCCCUUGACCUGGUGUUCGUCCGCCUGCGCGCGCUUGCAAACUAUAGCACCGACUUUAAGCUAAAGCAGACCGUGGUCACACUGCUGAGGCCGACCGGUGCCGAGCCGGACGACUACCGCGGCUUGGACAAGGUGAGCGAGCUCAACGUGAUGGUCGAGGUGGUGGACAGCGCGCUCGGCACCGCCGACUACUGGAGGGCCGCCGCCAGGAUCGUCAGCAGCGGAUUGUACGUCGGCUCCAAGCCCAUGCACCAACUCGUCAUCGGCAAGCAGGUCUGCAGCGAUAACCUGUGGUCGCGCCUGCGGUAGGCGAAUGUCACCACAGCCCUUUAGUGUGCUGCGUGGAGCGGCGCGGCCGUGGGCCGAGGGAGAACUCCUGCUGCAACCUGCAAGGAAUUAGGUACUUUAUUAGUUGUUCGAAUAAUGUAUUGAUGAAAUCUGUAAGACUUUCGAGUGGAUA